AUCAUAUCUAGAAUAGCCUAAUUAUAAAAUAAAUGGAUUCGUAAGACCGUAUUCUCGAACAUUUUAAUGGAGUAAAAAAAAUAGAUCUAGAUCAACCUUAGAUAUUAGAUCUAUAUUUAGUCAUCUAACCUUAUAUUUUUGAAUUGUUGCUAGAGUACAUCCAUAAAAUCAUUAAAAUGUAUGAUGCUAAUGAACAAGCCAGUGAAAGUUUGACACAGUUGAAAGAAGAAACAGAUAUACCAAACAACAGUGUAGAAAAUACAAAACAUGAAACAAUUGAAAAGUUAGGCAGCACAAGAAAUGCUCUUUUAAUACUAGCGCUCAUUUUUUGUUGUGCCUUAUUGGCAUUGGUUGUGGUUUAUGCAAACUUUCCAAAGUUGGAGGAGGAUGAAGCUCAAUACAUUAAAGUACCAAGGAAUAUUGAUGAUGCCAAAAACUUGGGUCAAAUUUUACAUCGGUACAAAGAAAAAUACUACCAUCAAGUAUUAAUGGGAUUUUUUGUUGUCUAUAUAUUCUUACAAACAUUUGCCAUUCCAGGUUCUAUAUUUCUCAGUAUCAUAUCAGGGUUUUUAUACCCCUUUUAUCUAGCAUUGCCAUUAGUCUGUCUGUGUUCAGCCAUUGGAGCCUCCUUUUGCUAUCUUCUUUCUUACAUGGUUGGAAGGAGAAUUGUACACAGGUAUUUCCCCCAAAGAGCAGCUGAUUGGAGAAAACAUGUGGAUAACCACAGAGAGCAUCUGUUCAACUACAUGCUGUUUCUAAGAAUAACACCGUUUCUACCAAACUGGUUUAUUAACAUAACUUCGCCUGUGAUUGAUGUCCCGCUCACUGCAUUUUUCAUUGGAACAACAUUAGGAGUCGCACCUCCAUCCUUUGUCUUCAUCCAAGCUGGGAAGACACUGCACAAGUUGUCAAGCACAAGUGAAGCCAUGUCCUGGGGAAAUAUUGGCUUGCUGGCAGUCUUUGCACUUGUGGCCUUGCUCCCCGUGCUGUUUAAGAACAAACUGAAGGCUAAAUUACAAUAACAUUUUCCUUUUUUUUUUUUGGUGCCAUAUGAAGAUGAAAAGGUACAACUUGUUGAUUAGCCAUUUGCUCAUACUUGUAUUGGUGUAAUUGCAAAUAACAUUCCUGCAUCCUUAAUCCUAUGGAUUUAAGUAUUAUGUGCAAUACAGGAUAUCUCGAUAUGAAAUUAUUGCCAUGUAAUCACUUUAUUCCUUAUCCUUGUGAUUAAAGAACUAAUCCCUAGGAUUAAAGUAUUAUUUGCAAUACAAUACACAAGAUCUAAGUAUGGUUAAUUCGAGCCCUAAUCCUUAGGAUUAAUGUAUUAUUUGCAAUACAAUACACAUGAUAUAUGUAUGGCUAAUUAAUAAGAAAAAAAAAUAGUGCUGGGUUGGGGAGGGGGACUUUAAUUUUAUAUUUCAGUCACAUAAUGAACCUGCACAAUGGAAAAAUGUAUUUGGUGUUAUACCUUCAGCAGUGGUCCAAAGUGGAUUCUCCAAUGGUAGAGGUCUCUAGAGGACAAUGAAGAUGCCAGGCAGUAUAAGUGAAACAUUGUAAACAAAAGCUCAACUAGUUUACAUUGUGUAGGCCUACAUUCAAAUAAACUUUUU
Messenger RNA from Physella acuta, 1607 nucleotides. RefSeq names its product transmembrane protein 41B. The record is from RefSeq and is a predicted model, not a curated record. NCBI's taxonomy places the organism in Eukaryota, Metazoa, Mollusca, Gastropoda, Physidae. Gene Ontology annotation, cellular component: endoplasmic reticulum membrane. Gene Ontology annotation, biological process: autophagosome assembly.